CAAAGGAGAGAGAAGAGAGGGAGGGCAGAGAGUGAAAUAGAGAGAAAAAACGAGGCUGUGAAGACAGGCGAAAACACAGACAGAGAGGAGAAAGAGGGGAGCGGAGAGGCACCUCCUCUGUCCCUCUAGGUCUACCCUCUGGCAACCGUCUGUCCCAGGCAAUUUCAAAGAACAUUCCAGAAAUACAGCCGUGGACCACAAUCAACAUUAAUGUUAGAAUGAAUAAAGAAGAAAUUACUCUGCAUUCCACACUGAUCUUGCACAUAUCUCCUCAGACUCUCAGAUAUCUGAGAGUCUAAGCUAAAAAAAAAAUCUAGGAUAUACUUUCUGAACAACAGAACUAAAUGCAGUACCACCAUUCAUUCAUUGAAGGAAAAUUCACAACAUUUAUAUGAAUUAAAUUCCUCUUCACCUGCUUCACCAUGACAAGGACUCAGGGAUGUCAAUGUCAUCCAUUAUAAAAAGGAGCGUGUGCUAGAGGAUUGAUUGUGGCUCACUCACCAAUGGGUUUAGCAAACAUUUAAUGUUUCAAUUAACUGUCAUAAAGAGACCCUCUCAACUCCUUGUUGGAACUUUGUCAUUCUGAAACAAAAACAAGGCCUCCUGUCUUAUUGGAUCAGUACGGUAGAAAGUGGCCAGAUUCACCCUUUCCACUCAAGCACCGUCCAAUUGGUGUGGGCGGUGAGGGCUGCGGCACGAUUGGUUGAGUGCAGGGUGGGUGUGCGAUGCAGAUUGGAGGAUGUCGGGGGACUGGGAAGACGACCUUUGUAAGAAGGCGUUGGUGCUGGUUGAGGAACUGUGCUUCCGGUCUGGAGGCUUCAGCCAGAGUGCAAGCUGCCAAGAGUUCAGCUACAUGAUGAGAGGACCUAACAGACAGAUGAACACAGAGAUCUCCGUAAGUCUGCUCUCUGUCAUUGUGACGUUCUGUGGCAUCGUGCUGCUCUCUGUCUCACUCUUCGUGUCCUGGAAGCUUUGCUGGUUGCCGUGGCGAGAUAAGGAAGGAGGAGGUCUAAGCUUGACAUCAGGGCUCCUGCCUGGUGGUGGGGGUUUGAGUGGGGUGGGGGGUGGCGGCUCGUCGCUCCUCCCUCCUCUCCUGCAGAGGAAGGACACUCACUCCUCUUCCUCUCUAUAUCCUUCACUCUCCCAGCAUGGACAGCACCACCCCCAUUUCUCUGACCUGAUGGGGGUGGAGGGCGGAGGGGGGCUGGUAGUUGGGGGUGUGGUUGGUGGUCCACAGGAGAUGCAGGAGCAAUCCUACCUAGACAUGGACUCUUAUCCCAACAAUGCUGCGAAUCUAAAGUUGAGCCAGACAUCUCCUGAGUUGCCCCUGUCAACUGAAGGAGGUGCAGCUGCAAAAGACCUGCCCAAUGCCCAAUCCCAGCAGCAGGUCACCACUAGGCCCAAGCCCAUGACUCACCAGCUCUCCAGCCCUGAUUUUCACGGUGAGGAGAAGAGUGAGCAGCUGACCAGAAUAGGGCAGAUCAAACCAGAGCUCUACCGGCUGCGCCAGGGAGACCAGGGGGAAGGCAAACAGGGCGAUACCUGUGGCAAAAUCAGCUUCCUCCUGCGCUACGCCUUCAACACGGAGCAGCUGGUGGUUAAGAUACUGAAAGCCCUGGAUCUCCCGGCAAAGGAUGCCAAUGGAUUCUCAGACCCCUAUGUCAAGAUCUACUUACUGCCUGAUCGGAAGAAGAAAUUUCAGACCAAGGUGCACAGAAAAACUCUCAACCCUAUCUUUAAUGAGACUUUCCAGUUUGGUGUGCCCCUUGCUGAACUGCACUCACGCAAGCUCCACUUCUCCAUCUAUGACUUUGACCGCUUCUCCAGACAUGACCUCAUAGGUCAAGUGGUGGUGGAUAACCUGCUAGACUUCAGCGAGGGAACUGGCGAAAAGCCUAUCUGGAGAGACAUUGUGGAAGGCACCGCGGAGAAAGCUGACCUGGGGGAGCUGAACUUCUCACUGUGUUACCUGCCAACAGCUGGUCGAUUGACUGUCACCAUUAUCAAGGCCACCAAUCUGAAAGCCAUGGACCUCACAGGCUUCUCAGACCCGUAUGUAAAGGCAUCUUUGGUUUGUGAAGGUCGAAGGCUGAAAAAGAGGAAGACCUCCAUAAAGAAGAAUACUCUCAAUCCGACAUAUAAUGAGGCUCUGGUCUUUGAUAUCCCCAACGAGAACAUUGAGAAUGUGUCACUUAUCAUCGCUGUCAUGGACUAUGACUGUAUUGGUCAUAAUGAGGUGAUCGGGAUGUGCCGUGUUGGCAGUGAUGCUGAUGGGCCGGGAAGGGAGCACUGGACAGCCAUGCUGGCGAAUCCCCGCAAACCUAUUGAACACUGGCACCAGCUGGUGGAGGAGAAAUCCAUAACCACAUAUGUAUCAAAGAGUGCCACAGCCUCCCCAAAGCCACACAUAGUGGUGGACAGCCCUCACUCUGAGUAGAGAUGUCAGCAUUCUCUUUUUAGCAACAGAAUACAUUUUUUCCUUUUCACCUGUGAAUAAUCCUUCAUCAAGAAAGAACCAGAGAAGAGAGACUGUGCUUGUGUUUGUGCUUUUCCUCUAAAUCAUCCCUGUAGACCCAACCAACACAAUAUAUAGAUAACACCUAUUAUACUUAACUUGGCACAUACACACACUUACAUGCACACACACAUACAAAUGCUCAUUCAAACACAUGGAACAAAAAACUCUGGCAUGGAUGGUAUUGCUUCAGGAAUUAUGUUAAGACAAAAUAUAUCAUGAUUUAUUCAGGGGAACUAUGAAAAACAUUCCCAGUUGAAAAAUAGAUGAUCUUUAUUUAGUUAUUUGAAACUGAGCCUAAACAAAACAUUUUAAUUACUAUAUAAAAAAAUCAGUGACCUGAUAAAUUAUGGACCACAAAUGUUUCUGUGUACGUGUGAGUGCAUGUGCGUAUGUGAAUUUGUAAGGGUGUCUGUGUGUAGCUAUAGAAAGAAAUUUAAAGUGUUUAGGACAAGUAGCUGCAAGUAUUUGGAGUGGUCCUCUCUGCCAAUGCAGAAACCUAGCAACUGUUUCCUAUUUCUCUGGAGAGGAGGACUACUUUAUCAGCGUUCCCAUCUGGAGAAAGAGACAUAAGGAUGGAUGCAUUGGCCAAAUCAUAUUGUGCAGAAUUGAAAUGUGUCCCUCUGUCUUUUUAAAAUUUGUAUCACCUUCUGAUUGGAGCUCAUUGAGAUCAGCAAUUAAUUUUCUUUCCAAACCAUCCUUGUUGGUCUACCAGAAAAGAAAGGAACAGUUCGACAAUAUGUUUUCCGGACAUUGACGUGCUGGCAGACUGUAACCCCUUGAGAACUUUCCCAAGGAGCUAACAUUGAUUUCAAAUAUUGCCAGAGGACCCUAACUGGGACGGAUUUGUGUGUACUUCCUGGAAACAUAUCCUACAGGGAAAUGAUUUGGCCAUAGUAUUUUAUUUUUAUACCAUGCCACGAUUUUUUUUGGGGGGGUUCUUUUAGACAUUAUUAAUUUCCAAAAGAUGUGUGCUCUGCUACAUCACUUUGCCCAGAGGACCACUUUGGAAAAACGCACGCAUCUGUUCUCUUUUCUUCCCGUGUACUUAAGUGUUUGUGGGAGUGUUCUUUUGUGUCGAUAUGCAUUUGCUCGUUGGUUUGUGUGUGUGCGUGUAUGCCUGUGUGUCGUUAUAUGUCACUGUGACCCUUUGUACGACCACAUGUUUGCAACUAACGUCUCGCUCUUUGCCCCCUCCUCUCUCCUGCACAGAAAAAAAUCUAAUUUUGAACAAUCAAAAUGUGUCUCCUGUCCUGUGUCUUAGAGGAACUAUUUCUUGUGUAGGACCGUUGCACUUGUUAGGGACAGGGUGUAAUUUCUCAGAUCCGCAUUUCGGUCAUUCUCCGUAGAAUGUGGUAGUAACCCGUCUCUGUUGUUACCCUAACCAGCUCGUCACUGAAAAGUUUCCCUAGCCUGAUCUAUGUUCUUGUGUUGGGUGUGCUCGUCUUUUUUGUAAAUGUGCUAUGUAUGUAAGAGGGGACAAACCUGGUGGCCAGAGCUUUCGAGGAAUAACGUAUUGGAAGUUUUUAAUUAACUUUAAAAGAAAAAGAAAAAAAGACUAACUGGUUCUCUUCAUCUCUUUUGGCUAAUGUGACUAUCUUUUCUCUCUGAAGCAUUCCUUGCAAACUGAGAUAUAGAGGGAGACAAGUCUUACAUGAUUUUAGUGCAUGAGAAUGAUUUUCAUUUUACCUUGUUUACAUCUUACAUCUUUUUUUGGUCACCCUUAACUUUAUCAAUUCAUGUACCCUUGAUAUCCAGGUCUGCACAAACACUGCAGCUAUUAAUAUUGCAGAACAGUCCACAGUACAGCCACUGCCAAAUGCUACUGCACACAUCCCUCAAUGCAGGAAUACUAAACACUCACGUUAUUGAAAUGUACAUCAGUAUAAUUAUUACCCACUGUAGCUCCCCUACUCAUAUUUUCUCUAUUUCUACUAUUAAUCAUACACCAGGCCAAGCUAUUGGGCUUGAAACACACACACACACACACACACACACACACACAUACACAGAGCAAGCUCAGUCCUUAGUCCGUUAUCAUAUAUCAGCUCUUGUUGUUUUUUAAGAGACCAUUGAUCCCUUCAUAGACGUAGAUGUGGUAUUGACCCACAGUCUUCGUUUCCACCCUGCUCUAGUCUGCAGCCCUGUUUCUCCUGCUGCCUUUGAUCUUACACUCUGGAGGCACCUUCCCUGUAGAGUGACCUCUGACCCCUUCAUCAGCUUCCAUACUUUAUUAUUCCAACACAAACACAUACACGCCACUCACUUUUAUGAUAUUCUGCUCUUUCCUUUAUCAGCCCAUAUUUCUCUCUAUGUUGGUCUCCCCUCUUACCUUUGUUCUCUAUGUCAGUGCAAUUCUGAAUGAUCUUGAGGAAAUGUGUUUGCAUGCUUGUAUAAACAUGGAUGAUGUCAACUUGAUGCAAUGAUAAUUUAAUAAGUGAUGCUCAACACAAAAUCUGAGGAUGAAGUUGAUACUAACACUACUAAUGAUGAACAUGCUGACCUAGCAACCUGUUCCAUAUCAUCACAACUCGGAUGAUUAAUAAUGUUGUUAAUAUUGUAUAUUCUCUUUGCAAUGGCAUUACAGUUUCUAGGUAUAUUUUUGUUUGUUUGUUCGUUUGUUUGCUUUUUUAAUUUUCUUUGAAAAUGUUUACUUUUUUUAUAUGUUCAGAUUAAGCAGAGACUUAGAGCAAGAUAUAAAUUAAAUGCAGUCAGGUUGAGAACAUUUCAGAAAAACAAAACAAAACUGAAAAAAAAAAAAAAAAAAAGAAAAAUCCCCAAAAAACUGUUAGGAGGAUGAAUAUGUGAAUGAUGAAGAUUAAGAAGAUGAUUUUAAGGCUGGAGCAAUGAUGGCUGAAAUAAAACAUGUAUGAAAAAUCA
Xyrauchen texanus (razorback sucker) is the source of this 5395-nucleotide messenger RNA. RefSeq names its product synaptotagmin III (gene syt3). Gene Ontology annotation, biological process: cellular response to calcium ion; regulation of dopamine secretion; regulation of calcium ion-dependent exocytosis. The record is from RefSeq and is a predicted model, not a curated record. Gene Ontology annotation, cellular component: membrane. Bases 740 to 2437 code for a protein of 565 amino acids. The transcript is spliced from 13 exons. Gene Ontology annotation, molecular function: calcium ion binding; clathrin binding; SNARE binding. Lineage: Eukaryota; Metazoa; Chordata; Actinopteri; Cypriniformes; Catostomidae.